Molecule: messenger RNA, 2943 nt
Organism: Tribolium madens (black flour beetle)
Lineage: Eukaryota; Metazoa; Arthropoda; Insecta; Coleoptera; Tenebrionidae
Product: exocyst complex component 4
Exons: 10
Coding region: 104-2884 (926 amino acids)
Biological process (GO): Golgi to plasma membrane transport; chemical synaptic transmission; exocytosis
Cellular component (GO): synapse; growth cone membrane; exocyst
Source: RefSeq, a predicted model, not a curated record
UCAUCUGUCACUUCGCCAUUAAAAAAGUGUGGUUAUGUGCGUGUUAUUGAACUGUAUCAAAUUUCGCCCCAAAUAAACCCACAAGUUGCGUUUUGGCCUUGCAAUGGAACUCUCGCCGCCGGUGAAGCCCCCUCGGGGCGUGAAACCGGUCAAGGAGACGAGCGGUCUUCUGAUGUCGGUGAUUCGCACCCUGUCAUCAAGCGAGACCAACGAACAGCGCGACAAAGAGAAAUCAAAAUUGGAGAGCGAGUACAAAAACUGUGAUAAAAAACUCGACGAAUUGGUGUCAAAACAUGAAGUGGAUUUGGCUAAAGUUAUGCAACAAUUCGCUUCAAUUUCCCAAAUCGUGAGCGACAAUCGGCUCAAAAUCGCCAAAGUGAAGGAGAAUUUGCAAGAUUGUAAAAGGAAGUUGCGUUGUCGCAGGGACGAGUUGCGGAAUUUGUGGCUUGAGGGGCUCGAGUACAAGUACAUGCUGCAACUGCUCGAGGAAAUUGAGAAAAUGAGUCAAGUGCCUGAUCGUUUAUCGAACUUUAUGUCCCACAAACAGUAUUUGCAUGCAACUGAGUUGCUUGUCGAAGCUGUCACUUUAGGGAAGAAUACUCUAGAAGGCGUGGAAAGUCUCAAAGAGCUCAGUCGCGAAUUGGAACAAAAGAAGGAGCAACUCCAUUUGCAACUUUUCACCGAAUUGAAAGAGCAUUUGUUUACAAGGCCAGCUCAGAGAAUUCUGGCUCUGAGGAGGCAGGAGUCGGGGCGUGAGAAUUUCAUGAUAAAUUCACCUUUGCAGAGGAGCACGGAAUUGAGAUUAUCGAGGAAUCGGAUGACAGUGAGGAGAAAUAUACUAGAAAGCGCUCAAAAACUUGACAAUUUUAACGUUGUUGAAGAUUUAACAACCACGAAUCCUGAAGAAAACUCUUAUCAUUUCAUUGUUAUCUUAAUUAAAUGUCUGGCUUUAUUGGAUAAACUUCCCUUCGCCGUGAAUAGGAUUAAGGAAGAAAUGCAAGUUUUUUUAUUAGGGAUCAUUCAACGCACCACUCAACACAUUAAAGACUUCGCUGGUUUGCAAACCGAAACUGAUUAUAAACACGCCUUGAAGGAGUUAGUUCAAACCUUGUUUGAGCAAUUUAAAGAAGUGGCAGAAGCACAAACGGUUUUUUUGCGUAAUAUUGAAGUACAUAACAGUCAAGUCAAUACUUACAACAUCCAGUUUUAUUGGACGCAAGUCCAAAAUGUUGUUGAAAUUCUCCUAAAUGAGUAUUUGGACGUUCAAAACACUUCAACUGAGUCUCAAGUGAUCAACAAUUCGGAUGUUAACGAUUUAUCCUCGUAUUUUGGCCGCCGAAAGCAACCCAUUAAAAAAAAAUCCCUGUUUAAAUUCGACAGUUCGUCCAGUGCCCUUACACUAAGCAGUAGUUUGAAGUCGACUAAAAAUGAUAAAAUUCUAGUUUGUAAGCCUCAUUCUAACAAUAUCUUGAUUGUUUUCAUUCCGUUCAUGUGUUUUAUUGAGGAUAUUGAGCAAGUAUUGGGCCAGAAUGGGCCGUGUCAAUUGCACCGUUUUAUAACCCAGUACGUGUCUGAAGUCUAUUUGAAACGAAAAUCGGAUGAAAUAAUCGAACAAAUCGAGACUGCGGUUCGGGCUACUGAUGCAUGGAAAGCUACAGUUCUUCUCGAUUGUACGGCUGAUUAUAAACCACUUUUGGUCAGUAGUGUCAGUGUUGAGCGUUGCAUACGGGAAUGGAAGGCCGUUUUGCAAGCCUUGCCGAUUUAUAGUGAACGAAUUGCUGUUUAUUCGUGUAAAGCCUUGAAAGAGUACAAAGAUACGUGUUUUGCCGCCUAUUCUGGCAUAGUACAGCCCCAUUCCGAGGAUAGGAGGAUCUGCAGCGCAGCCUGGUUGAAAGAUGAGGAUAUUAGCCGAUUUCUUAAAUCCCUGCCCAACUGGGUGAACCUCAAGGCCCAGCAGGAGUACCACGCCCGCAGCGAGCGCAUCCGACGCCCCCUUCGCCGCGACCAGCGCUCCGAAGAGGAGAGUCCCGAAGACGUCCGCAAACGCAACCGUCGCGAGGCCGAAAUCCUCGCUAGCAACUUGGGCGAAGGUGGCGUCACCUCCUCCGAAAUCCUCUCCGACAUGGCCCUUCUCAAAGAAUUGGCCCAAUUACAAGAAAGCAUGGAAUGGUUCUCGGUUAGAAUGUUCCAAUACACGAGCGAAUUCCGUCAAGAACCGACUGGACUGUCACCGUCUAAACCCGAUAAUGAUGUGGAGGGCAUAGCGCCGGUCUCGGGGGCUAUUCUCCAACAAUUGACAAGUCUAGCGCAGGAGUUUGACGAGUUGGCCAAUACCUGUCUUUUGUUGCUACAUCUGGAAGUGAGAGUGCAAUGUUUUCACUAUUUGUUGGCUCAAACGCACUUGAAUCGGGAGACUCAUGAGCCGGAUCCGAAGGUUUUGGAGUUGAGUCGCGUUUUGGCCAAUGUCGACGAGGCGGUUACCUCCAGUUUGCAUCCCAGGAAGUGUAAAUAUAUUUUCGAGGGUUUGGGCCACUUGAUUGCGAAGAUUUUGAUAAGUUCGGCGCAGUAUUUGCAAACGAUUGAUGAGGCUGGAAUUCAGCGAAUGUGUAGGAAUAUUUUCGCGUUGCAACAGACUCUCACUAAUAUCACAAUGACAAGAGAAUUGGCGUUGGAUCAUGCGAGGCAUUAUUUCGAGCUAUUUUUCUUAACUCCUGAGGAAAUUUUGAAUGGGAUUGUUGAGAAAGGUCCCGAAUUUUCCGAAUUGGAGUAUAUGAAUGCAUUCCAGUUGUUGAAUAGGAGUCAAGCGGAUCGUGACCUUGGAUCUGUCAAUGUUCAUUUGGAGAGACUGUCGGAUAUUUUGGGGGAAGUGGGGAUGACAGUUUAGUGAUUAAUAAAAAUUUAGUAGUAACAUGUUGUAAUUUAAGACAAUAAAUGAUUAAUCUU